UCAUAACGUUACUUCAUGAUCUGUUUAUGAUCGCAAGCACUGAUGGGAUUGAAAAUCAAGAAUCCGGACACACUCUAGCCAGGUGACCCGAGUCGGCAAGGAUGCCUCACUGGAUCUGCUGUAAUUCUUGCUUCCAAGCCCCUGGUCCUGACCGCAAAGUAGCUGUCACAACAUGUGGCCACAUCAUAUGCAGCGUGUGCUUUCAAAAAGUUUGGGAACUGUACUAUUUUUGUUUCUAGGCAAGCAAGGGGAAUGCUUGAUAUGCAAAGCAAAAUGUCAAGUUAGUCCUCUUUCUGACAAAAGCAGUGCAGAGGUAAAGGCCCUCUUCUCUGACAUCAAUUCUGUGGCAACCAAACAUUUUACAGAAAUUAGCAAGGUGCUAUUAUUCCAGGCAAGGCAUCAAAGGAGACUAAUGGCACAUUACCAACAGAGGAAUGAAAAGCUGGAAGAAGUCCUUCUAACAAUAAAGCAAGAAAUGCAACAGAUGUCAAAAAGGCUCGCAGAGCAGAGCGCCUACAUAGCUAAGCUGGAGAAUACUCUUCAACACCAAAGUGUACCCCUUUCCACCCAGCCAAAGAACCAGAGAUCUCACAACCCAUGUGGUUCAAAAUCAGUUCUACAGAUCCCAUAUUCCUCUCCCAUCUCCCUGUCUCGACAGUCUUCCACUUCUAGCCUGGUGGAAAACAUGGAGGUUGAUCCAAGGAGUCUGUUAUUCAGGAAACCUGAGAUAUGUGGGAGUGUUCCGAGGCUGUCGUUGAUCAGCCCACCACAGGACGGACACAUAGGUACCGUCUGUUAUCGAUCAGCCAGUCAGAAAACCAUGGUCAACCGCUCAGCUUGCUCGGCCACUGUCAGUCGCCUGCAAGAACUCCAGAUGACCCCUGAACUGUCUUACCGUGCUUCAGGGUGGGACACACCCGUUUUCAAGCCUCCAUCUGCUUUCCGCUACUCCUCCCUGUCCUCUCUGGUCACGCCCUCACUGGGCAAACCAUAAACACACUCUAUAAUGUGUUAUCAGCUUCACAGGCGGUCUUAGACCCCCUGCGAUUGGUAUUCUAAAGACGUGCUGAGCAAUUAAAUUGAUUCCUUUUAGUUUGUAACUAAUAAAGACAGGGACCCUGCCCUCAGCUAAAACAGGGAGUGAAUUGA
Molecule: messenger RNA, 1149 nt
Organism: Osmerus eperlanus (European smelt)
Lineage: Eukaryota; Metazoa; Chordata; Actinopteri; Osmeriformes; Osmeridae
Product: probable E3 SUMO-protein ligase RNF212
Exons: 13
Coding region: 173-994 (273 amino acids)
Biological process (GO): homologous chromosome pairing at meiosis; protein sumoylation; reciprocal meiotic recombination
Cellular component (GO): synaptonemal complex
Molecular function (GO): SUMO transferase activity
Source: RefSeq, a predicted model, not a curated record